This is a messenger RNA of Brassica rapa (field mustard), 9252 nucleotides long. It is a transcript of the gene EGL3, whose product is annotated as transcription factor EGL1. The record is from RefSeq and is a predicted model, not a curated record. Gene Ontology annotation, molecular function: protein dimerization activity. Lineage: Eukaryota; Viridiplantae; Streptophyta; Magnoliopsida; Brassicales; Brassicaceae.
UUAUAUUUUACAAAAAAUUCUUGUAACAAACUUUCUUACUGAUAUUUAUGUAAUAUACUUUGUCUUCGAGUUGUGCAGAAAAAUCAAUAUGCAAAAAUGAUCCGUGAAAAUGGGAUCCCACACAUAGAACUUAUGAAGCGCAUAUUUAGACGUCAAGGUAGUAAACCAGAAAUUAUGUACUCAACUCAUGUGCAAGAUGCAAAAUAUGCUGAACAAAGUGAGAAUGAGCAGUUGGACAAGUCUGUUCCAGAAACCCAAGAUAAUGAUGGAGACGAUUCAAAUAUCAUUCAUACAACUGACGUGCAUCACCACUCACAAACCAUUUCACUAGAAUCUCCUCCAAGGUCACCUAUUGUUCCAAAGCGGUCAAACACGUGUUGACGUAUCACUGAGCCGCGAGAAGAACAUCCCAGGAUGCGGUUGGAUACUGGGGUUGACAUGGACUGACAAGCUUGAGCAUAAUGGGCAUAUGUGAUAUAAACAUGAUUUUUACGUAUGCAUGGCUAGGUGCAUCUGGAUCUACGCAUGAUUCAUUGGUGUUGCAGUAUGUAAUAGAUGGAGACCCAAUAUUCCUUAAACCUCGUAUAGGUAAAUAUUAUCUUAUUGAUUUUGAAUAUGCCAAUAAACGAGGAUUUCUAACCCCAAACAGAGGAAGCACUAGAGAAAAUAUCAGAUACCAUCUUUUGGAAUUUGAUGAUGGUCCACCAAGGAACAAAAAAGAAUUGCCCAACAAAUGGUAUGUAUCACUUUUCUCAGUCACUGAAAGAACAUUUGGAAUUUGAAAAAAGAAAUGGAGAAUCCUUGACAAUUUGCCUCGCUACGACCAGAGCCGUGCCUACUGUAUUACAAAAGAGGCAAAUGCCUCAGGCCCCCACAAGAUUUAUCAAAUUCAAGGGCCCUCAUUUCCUAAAUAUAAUUAGCUUAAUUGGUCAACUUGGUUAAAUAGUCGUGACAUUGUUUCAGAGUUUAUGUUUUUUUGAGCCAUACUAAUUAACUUCCCUUGUUUUAACACAUUGCUAAUUAACUUCCCAUGAAUUUAGAAGAAUUAUUUGUUUAGAAUUUUUCAUUGUUUGUUUCUUUUCAUUGUUUUAUUUCUAUUUUAUAUUUUAGCUUUUGCGAUCAUUUCUAGUUUUAUAGUGUAACUAAUUGGUUUUCAUUCUAACUUCUUAGUGUGGAUAAAAUUAACUUAUUCAAAAAAAAUAUUCAAGAUAUAUUAUGUAAUCUGAAUAGCUAAUUUUUAAUAUUAAAUACUGAAUAAGUUUAUUAGCUUAUUAAACGUGUGCUUUCCAAAUAAAUAAAACUAUAUCUAAUUUUUUUCAUAACACUAAUAAAUACUCAUAUAUUGUACUUCCUCCGUUUCAUAAUAGAUGGUGUUUUAGAAGAUAUUUGUUGUUUCAAAAUAGAUGAAGUUUUGAUAUAUUUAUAUUAUUUUUAACUUUGCAGAAAUAUAGUUUUUUUAAUCUUUGUGCAAAGAGUCAAAACAUCAUGUAUUAUGAAACAGGUAGAGUAUUAAACUGUUCAUAUUUAUUCAUCUAUACAGUGAUUUGUAUAAAACUUAUCAUAAUUAUUUUCAUAUAUUAUACAAUAAUUGUGGUAAACAGUUUUUGUGUGUGUUAGCUUUGCCUUAGGCUCCGUAAUAGCUGAGCAAGGCACUGGCUACGACAUCAAGAACCAAAAUAAGAUUGUGCAUGCUACAAUGGUUCUUCACAAUUUUAUCAGGCUUCACAAAAUUCCAGAUGCUGAUUUUGAAGAUAGAUAUAAGUAUAACAGUGGUCAAGAGGAAUAAAGACGACGAGUUGAAGAAGAAGAAGAAAUAACAAUUGAUGGUCAAUACAUGAACAACAUAAGAUAUGAUUGCAAACAUGAUUUGGAAUGAACAUUUAUAUUUUUUUUGCUAUAAUUGGAUUUUUUAUUUAAAGUUCAUGUUAUUAUUAUUAUUAUUUUAUUUAAUUUAACUUAUUAUUGAUAUUAGAAUAAAUAUUAUUAGUAGUUAUUAUAAUAUUUAGAAAAAUAAUGUAUACUGAAAAUUAUUUUUUCAAACUUUUCCAUAUUUAAAUAAUUUCUAUUUUUAUUUAUUUCAAAAUAGCUCAAUGGUUUAUUUGUUCUUAAUAAAAAAAAAUUAUUUAUAUGUUUAUAUAUAUAUUCAAUUCUUUUAUUCAUAAUCCAUACUGCAACUUAUACAUCAAAAAUGUUACUAAUCAUAAAUUUUAAUAAAAUAAUAAUUUUUAUUUUUACUGUAAACUUACCACGUAAACUUACAAAUUUUACCACAUACUUUUUACUGCAAGUUACAUCAAAUUACGAAUCAUACUGUAAUUCAACUCUAAUAAUACAUGUCACAAGUCGGAGCCCUAAUCUUACAUUUGUCUACUAGGAUAAAUUUUGUAGUUUGUAUGAUCGUUUUGUUAUAUGAUUUAAGAGGAAAUGUAAUAACUAGUUGUAAAAAUAGGUUAACCAGCUCUAGAGUUGCUGAAAAUUUGAAUUAUGAAUCUGAAUAGCUUCGAUCGAACCAGAGAGGCGUGAGUUACGAACUGCGCUUAACCGUACUUCGUUAGUAACUGAAUUGUAUAUUUAAAAUACCAUGUAGUUAAACAUCUAAUGCCACCAUUAUACUUGAUGGGGACAUUGGAACUAAAGAACGAGGUCCUGAGUUUGUCCUAAAUGAUACUAUUAAACAAAAACUAUUAACGACCUUCAUAUUUUUAAAAUCCUGUCAAACUUAGGUAGCAAAAACAUAUUGUGGUGUUCUUUUUCUUCUUGUAACAAAACAUUAAAUUGUGGUUUAGUUCAUAAAGUUGUGAGAAAUGGUAGGCUUUUGACUCCAAGCUAGUGGCAUUAGGGAGUGACACAUGUUCAAAAUGACUUUUUAAUAUAGUCGUUAAGCUUUUUCGUCAAUGAUUUACAAUUUUAUUCAAAUCCGGGCCUAAUCAUAAACGCAGGUCCAAGGAGAACGAAAUAUCAUUUGAUCCGAUUGGAGCUUAUAGUCUUAUAAAACCAAAACUUGGACUGAGCUGACUGGUACUUUACAAGUUUUAAUGUAUGGUUUACGUACGUAUUUUAUGUAAAUGGCCAUGUGCAUACUUCUAUUUUUCCAUGUUCAUGCGUGGCGCCACUAUCAUCAUCCAUAGAUCGUGCAAAAGAGUGGUGGAGUAGAAUAAUUUCUUAAUAAAAUUAUAACUUUUAAUUAAUGCGAUAAAAAUGCAAGAUAUUGUAGUUUCGAAUUAAUUACACAAUAUCAUAUCCAUCAAAUCAUGAAAUUCAGAAUUUUUGGAAUCAUGCACGUGGACAGUAGUUUAGCGGAAAUCAAUUAGUCAAACAAUGAAAGCUUCAAUUUUCUUAUGAAGAAAAACAGAAACUUUUGAUGAAACUAAUUUUACAAAAUACUCCGUACGAAACAUAUUAAAUCACUAUAAUAAAUAGAUUGUUUUCUGUAAUUUUCAAUAUCUUUUAAUCAGUAGUAAUUUAAUAAAAUCAAUUGAUUUUCUAAAAAUUUACAAUUUUUACAUAAAAAACGCAAAAUAUAUGUUUUUGUAAAACAAUUUUUUUUUUAAAACAUUUAUCUUUUUAAAACGAAGAGAGUAUAUAAUAAUAUUUGUAGCUACAACUUUUACUGAUUGUUUUCAUGACUGUUUCGAGUGUAGAGCACCAUAUUUGUAGCAAUAUUAUGCAUAUAUAUUUAUGUAUAUGCUCAUUCAAAUGGUAAAAUGUCUUUGCGUGGAUAAGCAAAAAUAAAAUGAAACAACACAAGACUACGUGGAUUAUGAAUAAUACUUACGUGAAAGGUACCUUUGACUAUGAAAUUAAUUUUGCAGACUCCUUCAAACUAAUCUAGGUCACUUCGAUCACUUGAUAUAUUCCAUUAGUACUAAGUAAACCGAAUACAGGUGUGGUCACACUAUUACAAGCUAAGCUUAAUUGGUUAAAGUAAUUAAGUUUUAUAUUGGUUGGUUUAAUGAUUUAUGAUAGAAUCAUAGAGAGUGGCUGGUGCUGACAAUGUUAUUAAUGCUAAAUUAAUAUACUGGACCACAAAAAAAUGGACUGUUCGAUAAUCAACUGAAGUCUCUGUUCCACUCAAUAAAUGCGAGCAUCUCUUUCAUUCUAAAAUAUGUUUUUCUAAAAUAUGUUUUUCUAAAAUAUGUUUUAUUUAUCUUCACAUAUUUUUUACAUCCAAUGUUCGAGUAUAUCAUUUUAUCUUCACAUAUGUCUGCGCCUUAUAUUUAUAACGCAAAAAUCGAUCUCUUCACUUGUUAUAGUUAAAGUGUAACAAAUCUUUUACAUAUGUAACUGUCUAGGAAGUAGGAAUUGUAGCGGAGAUUGUAGGCUAUAGUCAUGUUUGCGUGUGCUCACGAUGACCACAAUGUACGAAUAACACUGAUGGCAUAUUCAUACAAAACUACGAAUAAUCAGUUAUUAGGAAAUUACUGAAAACAUAAGUAAGAACAUAUCAACCAUCGUUAUUAUUAUUUUUACAUCUAAAUAAGUGAUAUCAUGCGCUUAAAUGUGACUGACAAGUACGGCAUUAAUUAGUCCGACAACCUCUAACAGAUUAUAUAUAUGAUUAUCAGUAUGUUAAUUCAAAUACAUCAAAUGAGAAGAAAAAAAGUUGUACGUGUAAUCAUACAAGAAAAAAAUAAAACAAACAGAGCUUACUCCUCUUUCAAGGCUCAGACACGACAAGUAGUCCUAGUUAGGGGUGAUUAUUUUGGGAGUUGCGAAGAUUUUAUUAAAAACAUACUAUAGCUUACGGUAAUAAAUAGCUCUUGAUUUCUUCCAGUGUUUUAAAUAUCUCAUUUAAAUACAUUUUUGUCAAAUCUCAUACAUAUACAAUCACUUAACGUUGUUUGAUUAUCUUCCUGACUCGGCUACGAAUGGUGACUGCGGAUUGAGCAGUGUGGAACAAGCGGUUUAAUUACAGUGCAGUUUUAACAGUUAUAAAAAUAUAUAAAUACAUAAUAUUUUUUUUUUUUUUGACAGCAAGAACAUUUACAGACUCAUAUAGACUCCGUAAACCAUAGUGGCAACUCAUAUAAAUACAUAAUAUAUAUAGAGAUUUUUACUACUGUUAACUGCAAGGCGGAACAUGAAACUGGUUACCAUUCGAAGCCUCAAUGUAUAUAAUUUUAUUGUUUAACUUGCAUGGAACAGAAUCACAAAUAACUAAAAAUUCUGCUUUUCUGAGCAAGUAAAUUCGACCUGUUAACAUUCGAAAUCAAUGCAGAAACUAUUACAAGGACAUGAACAAGUUAUGAAAUGCAAGCUUGUUUGUCUGUUUCCCGGGAGAUCCUCGAGGCAUGACCUUAAAUUUCGUGUUCUUCGUCGUGUGUAGCCAUUAGAAUCAGUUAUAUUUUAAGAAAAAAACUACCAGCAUUUAUAUUUUCUUGUGUAUAUAGUGGACUUUUUUUAUAAAAGGCUUUGUAUAUGUUGGACUCAUAACAAUUAACCGUUGUUGGCUUGGUUGGAUUUUAUAUGAAUGUUUUAUUUAUGAAUUAUGAUACUAAUUAGAUUGGUCAAUAUGCCCUUUAUAUAUUAUUUUAAAUCUGAUUAUAUUUUGAUAUAGGUUUUUAAUACGUUUUUAAAAUUAUGGUUUUUGUACUACUUUGAACUAAAUUAUAUUCUAUAACACAUAAUAUAUCGUAUUUGAACCACUUACAGAUCGUGGUCAAUAAAACCACAAUCGAUCACUAAUAAAUUAAGAUCAAAUCUAACUCGCGUAUUCCAUGUUAAAGCCAAAAAGACGAUCACACCUGUUUUGAUUUAAGUUAAGUUUCAUCCAUAAACCAAUAAUGGGUAAGCAUGUGUGUUGAUUAAUAUAGAUAGUGUAAGUUUCCUUCUACUUAAUUUAGAAUUUAUAACUUCCACUCAAAAUUAUAGUACAAAGAGAAGGAACAACUUAAUUUUCUUUUGACAGAUAAAAUAUAAAAAGAGAGUGAUGCUAGGAACACAAUAUUCAACCGAAGGGUAAGUACCCACUUUUUUGUUUCUUUAUCUUGUCGUUGUCGUGUGGAAGAUUAUUGUAGCGUUCCAACUCCAACCGUCCACGACUAAUGGAUCAUCUACGUCCGUUCUCUCGAUCCGUGGAUUACUUUAUGUUUCAACGGUCAGUGCAUUAAUUUUUCAAGGCUCAAAAUCAUUGUUUACUGACCAUGCAAUCACCACAUGAUUUUUUUUCGUGCUUUAACUACACUCGCACAGUAUUGCAAAUCACUUCCCGAUAGGUCAGCAAUCAUUUCACUACUCCAGUCCAAACACGCUUAACUCUGGAGUUAUAAAUGGAUGUGUGACGGAAAAGGUAAAUCAACUUUGGUGACAUAGGUAGCAAAAUCAAUCAUCUUAAGUGUUUCUAUGUAUCACAACUCGGAAUGUUAUAAUUCAUCUCCUCUCAAAGAACGCAACGUCAUCGUUGCACCCCACGACAGGUUUCAAGACGCCUCUCGUAUCAGAACCGAGAUGGCUAACCAGCUCUGAUACUACUUGUAACACCCCGACCAUCCACGGUUAAUGGGCCAUCCAUGCCCGCUCUCUCGGCAUGUAGACUCCAUCUGUUCCAACGGUCGGUGCGUUAAUUUUCUAAGGCUCGAAAUCAUUGUUUACUGACUUUACAAUCACCAUAUGACAUUUUUUCGUGUUUCGGUUUCAUUUGCACGGUAUCGUGAAUCACUUUCUAAUAAGUCAUCCAUCUAUUUAGUAUUCUAACCCAAACACGUUUAACUCUGAAGUUUUAAACGGAUGUACGACGGAAAAGGUAAAUCAAUUUUAAUGAUAUAGAUAAUCAAAUCAAUCGUCCUCUUAAUUUUUUUAAUAUACCACAACUCUGAAUGUUACAGUUAUUGUCGAACAUGAACCAAGUUACACAACCGAUGAUUUAAAGUUGGCGAGUUGAGCUAAUUCCCAAAGUUUAAAGCCACUGGAAAAACAACACUCCUACCAUUUUUUCUUUACCACUUAUUUAAAAAAAAUUAUUAAAAAAAUCCUCGUAAAUUUAUGUAUUCUAUGAUAAUAUACAGUGUAUUUAAGUGUCCAUAAAGAGAUUCCGAGACCGUCCUCUCUCUCGACUCAAAUCUCAAUUCAACCAUAGCAAUAGUAACUUUCAAAUAAAAAUACUAUUUAAUUUUUUUUUAUUAUUCUUCCCGUAUAUGGAAGGUUCAAGAUAAAUGUUAUGAGGCUUUGUUGUCUUCUUCCUUCCCGAACUGAACCAUUGGCAUGUAACAAUCACCAACUCAUAAGUCAAACCCUAUAAUUCCAUUCUGCUUUUUUUCUUGUCUACAAAUAAUGGCUGCUGUAGAAAACAGAACGGUGCCGGAAAAUCUAAAGAAGCACCUCGCUGUUUCAGUUCGAAACAUUCAAUGGAGUUACGGAAUCUUUUGGUCUGUCUCUGCUUCUCAACCAGGACUGUUGGAAUGGGGAGAUGGAUACUACAAUGGAGACAUUAAGACGAGGAAGACGGUUCAAGCAUCGCAAGUCAAAGCUGACCAAUUGGGUCUUGAGAGAAGUGAGCAGCUUAGAGAGCUUUACGAAUCUCUCUCCCUCGCGGAAUCUUCAACCUCCUGUGGUUCUCAGGUCACUAGACGGGCUUCCGCCGCCUCUCUCUCUCCGGAAGAUCUCACCGACACUGAGUGGUUUUACUUAGUAUGCAUGUCUUUCGUCUUCAACAUUGGUGAAGGAAUUCCCGGGGGAGCGUUGGCGAACGGGCAACCAAUAUGGCUAUGUAACGCUCAUACCGCCGAUAGCAAAGUCUUCACUCGCUCUCUUCUCGCAAAAAGUGCUUCGCUUUUGACAGUGGUUUGCUUUCCAUUUUUUGGUGGAGUUCUUGAAAUCGGCACGACCGAACAUGUUGCAGAGAACUUAAACGUGAUACAAUGCGUGAAGACAUUGUUCCUUGAAGCUCCUCAUGGAACUUUAUCAGCGAGAUCCGAUUAUCAAGAAAUUUUCGAACCUUUAAGCAACGAUAAAUACAUCCCAGUGUUCGGAACUGAAGCUUUUCCGACAACUUCUACAAGCGUGUAUGAGCAAGAACCAGAUGAUCAUGAUUCGUUCAUCAACGGUGGUGGUGCAUCUCAGGUACAAAGCUGGCAGUUUGUGGGUGAAGAACUCAGUAACUGCCUUCACCAACCGCUUAAUUCCAGCGACUGCGUUUCUCAGACGUUUGUUGGAGCAACUGGGAGAGUUUCUUGCGGCCCAAGAAAGAGUAAGAGUCAAAGGUUAGGUCAGAUUCAAGAACAGAGUAACCGUGUAAACAUGGACGAUGAUGUUCAUUACCAAGGCGUGAUCUCGACGAUUUUCAAAACAACACAUCAGCUAAUUCUUGGACCGCAGUUUCAUAACUUCGACAAGCGGUCGAGUUUCACGCGGUGGAGGAGGUCAUCAUCGUCUGCAAAAUCGUUAGGAGAGAAGUCACAAAACAUGUUAAAGAAAAUUGUUUUUGAGGUUCCUCGGAUGCACCAAAAGGACACACCCGAAGAUAGCGGUUAUAAGGUUGGAGAUGAAACCGCGAACCACGCCUUGUCCGAGAGGAAACGCCGUGAGAAACUGAAUGAUCGGUUCAUGACGUUGAGAUCAAUGAUUCCUUCGAUUAGUAAGAUCGAUAAAGUGUCGAUUCUUGAUGAUACGAUUGAGUAUCUUCAAGAACUGCAAAGACGGGUUCAAGAAUUGGAAUCUUGCAGAGAAUCUACCGAUACAGAAAUGCGAAUGGCUAUGAAGAGGAAGAAACCGGAUGGUGAAGAUGAAAGCGCCUCGGCUAAUUGUUUGAACAACAAGAGGAAGGAGAGUGAUAUAGGAGAAGAUGAACCGGCUGAUACCGGUUAUGCUGGUCUAACCGAUAAUUUGAGGAUCGGUUCGUUUGGCAAUGAGGUGGUUAUUGAGCUUAGGUGUGCUUGGAGAGAAGGGAUAUUGCUUGAGAUAAUGGAUGUUAUUAGUGACCUCAAUUUGGAUUCUCACUCGGUACAGUCCUCAACCGGGGAUGGGUUAUUGUGUUUAACUGUCAAUUGCAAGCAUAAAGGGACAAAAAUAGCCACAACAGGAAUGAUUCAAGAUGCACUUCAACGAGUUGCAUGGAUAUGUUAAAGGUCACUCGGUUUAGACUGAUAGAAUUAGCUUUUAUUCCGGUUUAAUUUUCUGAUCUUUGGUACUCAGUUCAAAACGGAUUUUUUUUUUGAGAUUUUGAAAAUUUUGGAAGAUCCUUUGGAAAUCUUGUAAAAUAGAAUUCCUUUUGGUUCAUAACGUAGUCGUAGACUAAUAUGAGUUCCUUAGUUGACA